AUGUGUCUAGGAAAUCUCUUCGCUGAUGAUCAUGAUGAUCAUGACCACCACCACAACAAUUCUGAGGAAGGAGAUGAUCUUCCCAUUCGUAAACUCCACUACCGACAUGUGUUGAAAUGUCCCAUUUAUUAUCCCAUCUUUCAGAAAAGCAAAUCCACAAAGAAGAGAUCAGGACUGGAUGAUGUAGCAGCUGAGGAACCCAUUGGUCUCGAUCAAGAUAGCCAACCGAGAGCUGUAUUUGCCCAUACCACACAAUUUAUUCCCGAACUGAGUCUAAUCUAUUCAUGGGGGGGAAGAAACAAUCCGUCUGUUGCUUUCCAACGUUAUGAUACCAAACAAAAGAAGUGGAUCAAAAGUGAAGGAGGAGAAUCGGAUUCGAGUGGAAAGUUACCUCAAGAAUCUCUCCAUUAUCAUUCAUUGAAUUAUGUUUCAUGUAAUCACUCAUUGUAUAUCAUUGGAGGAAUUACUGAUUCAUCAUCUACAGAAAGUUCUGUUGAUAUGUAUCGAUAUUCUCUUAAAGAUAAGAAAUGGAGCACUUUUUCAUUUCCAACAAAUGGUAAAGCACCAGAAACAGGACUGUAUGGACAUGUAUGUGUUUAUAGAACUGUGGAUCAUUCGCUUGUAAUUUUUGGAGGAUUUACUCGUUAUUGGAAGAGUGAUGAUUUGUUUGUCUUUGAUUGUGUAUCAGGCAAGUGGAAAAAUGUAAUUAAGCCAAGAAAUAUUUUCCCUUCACGAUCUUUUUCAACUGCCGUCUAUAACGAAACCAAUGACACCAUGAUUGUCUAUGCCGGCGAGAUUAAUUCUGAUGUUCCUAAAUUGACUUGUGAAUUGGGAAUAUUUCAUUUCAAAACACAAACAUGGGAAGUAGUUGAAUUUGAGCACUGGAAUUAUGGUGCAAAUCCUGAGCCAAUUUAUGGUCACACUUUGUGCUUAUUGAAUGAUCGCUUUUUACUCUCACAUGGAGGUUGUGCCCAGAAUGAUCGAAUUCCAAGAAGUGAUUGCUUUGUUUUCGAUCUUUGCAGAUGUGAAUGGUCGAUUUGUCCCGAGUUGGGUGAACAAGCAGGUUGCCUACUCUGCUCUACCCUUUCCCAUGAACCAAAAAGUCACUCUCUGUAUUUUUAUGGAGGAAAUAGUAGUCAGGAUCAUCAGGGCUCCGUUUCUGACAUUGUGUAUGUGAGUUAUCGAUUUUCUGAGGGUGACUUUUUCUUUAUGGAAAAACUGCAUACAGCUUUGAAUCAAAAUCAAUUGAGUGAUAUCAAGGUUUAUGCGAUUGGAAAUAGUUUGGAUGAUUACUAA
Messenger RNA from Naegleria fowleri, 1296 nucleotides. RefSeq lists its product as uncharacterized. The transcript has 2 exons. Gene Ontology annotation, molecular function: protein binding. The coding region runs from base 1 to 1296 and encodes 431 amino acids. The record is from RefSeq and is a predicted model, not a curated record. NCBI's taxonomy places the organism in Eukaryota, Heterolobosea, Eutetramitea, Acrasida, Naegleriidae.